UAACAAACCAAUCCCAAUCACGCCAAAUCCCCAUCACGAGCCCCAUUUCCCAUGCUCUCUCCUGGAAGCUCUCAGACCGCCCAGCCGUGAAGUCAGCGCGCUACGCCGUCCACUGUCAGUGAAGCUAGGUGUCUGCUCACGUACGAAUACCUUACACAGCAGGUACGGGUACCGGGCACCUGAGAACUGGGAGGGCACCUCGCUGCACUGCGCUGCACACCCACGACACCCACGUUGAAACAUCGCCGUCCACUACCUCACGACACUACGGAGUACGGGUACUGCGGUACAACCACGAAUACCUGCUUCCACUCGUCGCCUUGUCUCUGCUUCGUUUCGUUUCGCAUCUCGCAUCGCCUGGCGCGCGCUCUCUCUCACUCUCUCUUCCACUAUUCUUGACUAGCUUGCGAAUACAAGUUGGGCCAGACAGGCUCCAGAGGAACCGUCCAGUCCAUCAUAUCCCAUAUCUCGUUGCUCCCACCUCUGCCCGGGGCACAUCAACUCUUUCUGCAAGCUGCACCUCACACACACACACACUACAUACCUAAGGUACUCUCAGUCUGUACGAAUACAUCUCGCAUAGUCCCCGCCAGCCUACCUACCUUACGCAUCGGCAUCACCAGCAGCAGCAGCAGUAGUCGCAGUCACAGUCGCAUUCCCCUGCUGCGUUCUUUCACACCUCCAUCUUCCCAAAGCUCGAAUCGGUCUGCGGAACUUGCAGUACCUUCAAGAUACUUCGCCCUCACAGGUUCGACCCGCCGUUCAGCCCACUUCUUCCCUCGCGUCUGCCUCGGAGCUCAAGCUGCUUUUCAACCCUCUGCCCGGUCCGUCUACCCAAAGUCAGUCUGUGCGUCCAAAACCAAACGAACGCCCCCCCUCCACAACCUCGUCGACUCUUCCCAGUGCCAAAAGCACAAGUCAAAACCAAGACGCCUACAGCACACGCUUGUCCCUACAUCGACACUUUCUUCGCCCAAAAGAGCAGGCAUCUGGAAAUUAACGAUUGCAACCUUGCUGGUGGUCCUCCGGCCGUUGCCGCCGCCCCUACUACUGCUCCUAGUCCCUCUUGGAAAUACUCCUCAUCGUCGGACUUCGACUCCAUACUUACGCGGAUCCCUUUUUUUCGGUCCCGUCGCCUUUUCCACUUUUGCCUCACGCGCGCCAGGUCUCUUCCACACGGCACUGACUUGCUGAAGCCUGCUGGGUACAACCGUCGUGACCCUACAACACACAUCCCCCUUACGGAUACCUGGUUGCGACUCUACAGAUACAGUGCUCUCUGUCGUCUGUACCGCGUACGGAUACCCUACCGUACCAGAGAACGGCCCUCAAUUCUUGCUGCUCACCGCACCUGAAUCGUCUCGAGACCGCUAUCCCCGUCGCCCUCGCUGUCGCCGGUCGCUGUCGCCGGUCGCUGUCGCCGGUCGCUGUCGCCGGUCGCUGUCGCCGGUCGCUGUCUCCGUCGUCGUUAUCGUUCUUCGACGUUGGUCCUUUUUCUCUGCCUGCCGAGCACCCUCGCUUGAAUCUAAACCCCCAAGACUUCGCCUCGCUUCCGACUCGACUCAACUCGACUUAACUCAACUCAUUGACUUUUGACCCGAUCGACUUCUUGGAGUCCCUGCGCGUCCCCUAGUCCUAGGUGCGUACCGUUCGUACUUCGUACUCCAUAAACUUCAAAUUCGUUGCCCUUCUCGUCCACUCCCCUUCCCCUCCUAUCCCAUCCCAGAUCCCCAUCCACAUCCUGUGCCCAUUUGUCCUCCACACCCUAGCCCACAUCCCACUCUAUCUCUUGUGCGCCGCUUCCUGUCAACUGUGGGGAGGAAUAACGGACAAGAGAGAAAGAGAGAGGGAAAGUGAGAGGGAAACACGCACAAAAGAACGGAGCAGACAAGGCCUCGCUCCCUCAGCCCAGCCCAGUCCCAAUCCCAGCCGAGCCCGCUCUAGUCCAGGAAUCCACCCCGGAGACACAGACGCACAACACGCACAGAGUGAAAGCCAGACAGAUACUCAUCCGGAGCCUACCCGUCAUAAGUUACCAGGGGCCUAGCAGAGCCGGAUGAACAAGCGAACCUGGGUUGGGAUUGCUUGAGCUGGGGUCUCUCUGUUCGCUUCAUCAUCUACUCAAUUUUCAUUUUUCUGCAUUUUCCCUUUCUUACCUUUGGUUUCCGCUUCUUGGGCUUUCUUCUGGCUCUAGCUUUGUCGUGUGUCGGUGUGCCCUCACUUCUUCACCACCUCGGACCUCAAGAACGAGCCGGCCACCCUCUACACUUCCUCACCCCACCGCUUCUUUACCGCGACUACUCUUCUUGUCUACUUCCUUGCGAUUGCUCUGGCCUAUUGCAAAUCCCGUGGUAUCGACGCCGAAUCAGACCUUGGCAAUCUGGCGCAGAAGCAGCAGUUUCUGCCGAAUACCUCUCUACUCCCGAGCCCACCCUGCUUGACCGACUCGGUUCCCAAAUCCCGCCCUACAUGAAAACCACUCAACCUCCUAUUUUGAGCCUCUGAGCGCUUUUCUUUUUCUCAACCCGCCGAGACUGUUUCUGUUGCGCAUCGCUCUCCAGGCUGUAUCCACAGCCUGGGGGCUGAUUGUGUCGCAAUGUCUGGCCCGGGACUAACCUCGAACCAGUCUUCCGCGCAAGGCGAUCUCUCGCGCUUUUCCGAUUCGGAGACAGAGCAGGACAGAUCUCCUCCUACGACCAAAACGACUUCAGAUAUCCUCUCGGGCGUAUAUCGCGGCUUCAAAAAGUUCGCCCCGAGUCGAGACGGCGAAUCGAGGCUGACAAGACAGCCGUCACUUUCUCGCUUGGGUCUGCACAGCGUCUCGCCAAGCUUGACCUCGUCGCCCUCUCCCCCCACCUCUUCGACGCCGACACCCGUUCCAAACUCGUCCAAAAAUCGCCCGACCCAGCAGCUCCAGCAUGGGAGGAGUCUGAGCCUACAGAGCAGCCUCGCCAAACCACUACCCGAACCGCCAGCGUCGUUUCCUUCUCCUACAGGGCCUGAAGCACCUCCUGCACAUUACAAUUUGGGGGGUCUCGGUGCCAUCGAGGAAGCUCCGGCCGAUGAUAUGUACAGUCGUACCAGUACGAUGGACUCCAGCGCCUCAGCGGAACGAGCUCAGAUGUACAGCGGCGGAUCAGGAUACAACGCCGACAUGGCCAGCAGCCAGAGUAGCUUAGCAAGCUCUUCGAGACAAGAUGGAGCCGACGAGAAUAAUAAUAGGGAACCACCGAACUUGACUCCGCGGAGCAACGGUCCCUUGUCAGCAGGCCCGUCUCCAUCUUCCAACCAGUCGUCCAACCAACAAAGAACACCCGCUUCGGCGGUUGGUACACCCACUGCGUCCUCAUCCUCGGCGCAUCUAUCCGGACUUAUGUGCAAUGUGCAUAGGACAACAGGCAGGGAACCGCAUCCGCUCGUCGGAGCUACAACAACUAUACUGGGGGAUAAACUUUAUGUUUUUGGAGGAAGAAUUCUGUCGCGGAGUCGCCCGGCUCCUCUGACAUCCGAUCUGUACGAGUUGGACUUGAUCCGCAGGCAUUGGUCGAAGCUGGAAACCACAGGCGAUAUACCACCGCCUCGAUACUUCCACUCCAUGUGCCCAUUAGGAGACACUAAGCUGGUAUGUUAUGGAGGCAUGUCUCCCACACCAAAUCAAGCGAACGCCGGCCCGGAUCAGCAGCCAGAGGUGACCGUCAUGUCGGACAUUUACAUCUACGAUGUUCCCACCCGAAAGUGGACCUACAUUCCAACCCAAGAUCCCCCGCAAGGACGUUACGCCCACUGCGCCUGCAUAUUGCCUUCGUCAGCAUCGUUCGCCUCGCACAAGGCGCCACUGUCGGCAUUGCAGCACAAUCCAUCAUCCGGCAACCCCAACGAAGGGAGGAUAGGGAUCAACAUUGAUGGGACCGGCGGUGCUGAAAUGGUGGUGGUUGGUGGCCAGGAUGGCGCAAACCACUACAUUGAGCAAAUUAGUGUUUUCAACCUUCGCAGCCUCAAGUGGACCGCUGUCGAACCUCUCGACAAGAGCUGCGGCGCUUACAGAAGCGUCGUCGCUCCUUUGCCCCCCUCUGUUACGGCACGAAUUGGAAAGUCAAGCGUGAAUGGAUAUCAACGGGAGGGCGGCAUCAGCCAAGAAGCUCGGGAGCCUGGAUCCUCAAUGCUCAUCUAUUCAAACUACAACUUCCUAGACGUCAAGCUCGAACUACAAAUCCGAUCUUCAGACGGCACCUUGACGGAGAAACCCAUGUCGGGCUCUUAUUCGCCCCCCGGGCUGCGGUUUCCGAACGGCGGCGUCAUCGAUACCUACUUUGUCGUAAGCGGCACAUACCUCACGUCUUCGAAGCAGGAGUAUGCGUUAUGGGCUCUUGACCUCAAGACAUUGACCUGGUCGCGGAUCGAUGCGGGUGGUGCUGUCUUCAGCCAAGGCAGCUGGAACCGCGGUGUACUUUGGAACCGCAGGAACACUUUUGUGAUUCUUGGCAACCGGAAACGAAGUCUCGUCGAUGAUUAUAACCAUCGUCGUAUCAACUUUUCCAAUGUUUGCAUGGUCGAGCUGGAAGCAUUUGGAUUCUACGACAACCCGAGAAAGACGACGCCCAUGUCUGGCUUCGUAUCAGCCAGUAGUCCUUACACUAGCCCGGGAUUAAGUUUGGCUAGAAAAGCAGGAACUACAGCCGGAGGACGGUUCCACUCUAGGGCGGCCGAGGAGCUUGGCGAAAAGGCACUGGCGAUGCGAGAGCUUUCCGACAUGGACAUCCUCUGCCUACACGGAGAGCGGAUACCCAUCAAUUCUAGGAUGGUGGCACGGCGAUGGGGCCCGUACUUUGUGCAGCUGUUGCGAGAAGGGACGGCGACUCAGGAUGGUAGCGAUGCCAUGACUCUUCGAUCUGGAGUCAACAACCCCAUCAGAAAUUCCGCUCUCACAAUCACCCCAUCCCGUAACACAGCCGAAAGCUCGACGUCCAUGGCCAGUACUGUGCUCUCGUCCGGUUCAUCGGCAAAGGCCCCGAGUACAGCUCCGACCAGCGCCUCAGCAGCCUCGUUCUCCCUCCCGGGCUCGGCCGGCGGCGUCGAUCCAGCCACGGUCAACUCAGCCCCGACCCCGAGGUCUCUACCACCGAACUCGCGGCCUCGAUGCUUGUACCUUCCUCACACCUACCUCACGGUACAGGCCCUCCUACACUUCCUCUACACGUCCUCACUGCCGCCUCCGUCAUCGCCAUUGUGCACACCUCCCAUCCUAUGUUCACUUUUGCAAAUCGCCCGCCCAUACCGGAUCGACGGGCUUCUCGAGGCAGUAGUCGAGCGCCUACACGCCCUCUUGGACUCGAGAAACGCAGCCGCCGUCUUCAACGCGACCGCCAUGGCCGCCGGCGGUGGCCGUGGCAUCGACGGCUCCCUGAACCCCAACUUCUUCGUACCCUUGGACGCCAUGGGCUCUCCGCUCUUCCCCUCAGAAGAGUCCCAGAACGGCAGCGCCGGCGCAGACGGACUUUCCUCGCGCACUGCGGCUCUCCGUAUCAACACCGCAAUGUCCUCCGGUCGACCGUCCAGCGACGAACUCAGCGCCACGACAAGCGUCAGCGGGUCCGAAUGGAGCUCCGAGAUUGGCGACUCGGAGCGCGGUGGUAUGCGCGAGGUUUGGGGAGGCGAGCUCAGCUCCGUCAUUGGCUUGCAGAAGCGAGGCUUGCGAGGUCUCAUGGAGGGUAGGAGGAUGCGUGAGCGCACCGGGACGAAUUCGGGCGGGAGUAUGAGUGCCGGCGUAGGACCGUAUGGCGGCGGCGGCGGUGGGCAAGGCCGCGUUGGCCUUGGGAUCGCCGGGUCGUGA
Colletotrichum scovillei is the source of this 5830-nucleotide messenger RNA. Its product is annotated as kelch domain-containing protein. Bases 3068 to 5830 code for a protein of 920 amino acids. NCBI's taxonomy places the organism in Eukaryota, Fungi, Ascomycota, Sordariomycetes, Glomerellales, Glomerellaceae. Gene Ontology annotation, molecular function: protein binding. Gene Ontology annotation, cellular component: cytosol; mitochondrion. The transcript has a single exon. The record is from RefSeq and is a predicted model, not a curated record. Gene Ontology annotation, biological process: cell redox homeostasis.